Messenger RNA from Diabrotica balteata, 537 nucleotides. The record is from the annotation of a GenBank genome assembly. Lineage: Eukaryota; Metazoa; Arthropoda; Insecta; Coleoptera; Chrysomelidae.
AUGCAUGUAUUUUCUUUAGAAUAUUUUCAAAAACUGUACAAUAAUAUAGAAGGAUCAAUCAGAAGUGUGAACGAGGAAUGUCAAUUCCUACAUUUUAAGUCUGAUUUUAUAUCUGUUAAAGAUGUAUUCUUAAUGAGUGAAGAAAGAUCUAGAAAUGAACCCACUGAAAAGUCAUGGUAUGUUGGUUGGGGUAACUGCCACCCAACUAUUCUUGAGGAGAUGAGAAAACACUAUCCAAAGCCCCACUUUUUACCAGAAGAUAGUGAAAUACCUUCAAAAGAAUACAUAUUUAUGGGAUAUGAUGAUGGUGCUACACUACAUCUCGAUUUUAUAAACCGUUUAAUGUGGCAAGCUCAAUUAAAAGGAACAAAACGUUGGUAUUUACAUCCACCGCCAGAAUGUGAAAGCAUGUGUAAACCUUUGUCGUUUUAUGUGGAACCCGGUGAUGCAGUACUAGUAGACACCAGAGUUUGGUACCACGGAACCACUAUAAAACCUGGAGAGUUUAGUCUUUCUGUACAAUCCGAAUAUGGAUAA